Molecule: messenger RNA, 3318 nt
Organism: Periconia digitata
Lineage: Eukaryota; Fungi; Ascomycota; Dothideomycetes; Pleosporales; Periconiaceae
Source: the annotation of a GenBank genome assembly
CUCAACACCACAAGCUCCAGCUUCAGCAACCUCCGCAACACCAUGGACCAACGAUCCUCGGGCAUCCCCGUUCGUUCGGGCAUCCCACGUCCGGCCUCCAAAAUCCCAGCUCUGCGCGCUUCGGCCAGCCAGUCUCACCUGCAUUCCGCUUCGCAAUCUGCCUCUGCCCCGGACGCCCAGGAUCCUUUGCUGCGGAAGAAGUCGUCUCUGUCUUCCAUCUCGCGUCGAUCCAGUCAGCAGCAGCUGCCGCCGCCCUCGCUGCAAAAGAAGGCCUCCCGUUCAUCCAUUGCGAUUCCUCCUUCCGCGGGACCUGCUGCAAAUAAACCGUCCAACAGAACAUCCCUGUACUCCGCACCUAUAUCGAAACGACCCGUUCCUGUUAAAGAACAGGCACGAUCGUCCAUCCCAAACUCCCGAGCUCCCACUUUCAAGAAACCGACUGUCCCUCCACCAUUCCGGCAGACACCUGCGGUCCCUCAGCCCACAAGGUUGUCCAACCAACCCCACGAUGAAGAUGUGCUUGGAGAUCUGAAUGGCUUCCGUUCGGCAUCUAGAGCCUCGUCGCGCGCGAGUUCCUGCGCGGGAUUGCAAGAAGCUGAGUCGGCAGAUUUCCUGGAGGAGAGUGAUGGAGAGAUCCAUAGCACAGCGCAACCUCCAGCGAGGAAAUCUCGACCUUCGCUUUCCGAUAGGACUAUAGAGAGCCUAUCGCAGCUGCCGUCAUCUCCAUCUGUAGCGAAAGGAAGACGUAGAUCUAGCUUCUUCAAUGCCGAUCAAUCCAUGCCACCUCCAGUGAGACCUACCUCAGCAUUGUCUAAUGGCAUACGACCGACGACAAGUGACGGAGCCCCGCAGCCUGAUUUGAUCACACCACGCAAGUCUGGUCCAUCUACCACAAGACUAUCCAUGACAGCUCCAGGCAAGAGAAGCUCCAGCGCGACAAUGGCAACCAACAUCAAAACCCCAUCACUGAGUCGUCUCAACUCCACCAUGAAGAAACAGCCACUUUCGCAUAUGCAUAACCUGCAAGAUACACCAAAGGCCCGGCCUCUUUCAAAUAGCAAGACUAUGUUAUCGAGGACUCCAAAGCCCCGCGCUUCAAUAGCGGGAGUAUUCGGCGAAGCAGUUUCCCCGCCUACCAAAGUGGCCGCCACCACCCCAUCACCGUCUCAAAGAGCUUCCGUGGCCAAGAAGACCCCAAUAACUAGUAAAAAGGCCCCAAGUUCCUCUCUUGCGCUUCGUGAGCACAUCGCCAAAGCAAAGGCUACCAGAAAGCCAGAUGUUUUGCCGUCCCCAGAAGACGCGCCACCAAAGGCGAAUUCGUCACAGACGUUGCGAGAGCAAAUUGCGAAAGCCAAAGCGACGGCAAAGCGCAACAAUACCACCCAUGAACCGCGAACAAGCACCCCUCCUAGGGAUGCCAUCGUGCCCAACCCCGCUGAGAUUGCUGGGUUUGACUUUGGUCUCGAAGACCCUUUCAAUCAAGGGCCAAAAAACAGCAAAUCACUGCUGCGCAAGCGCAUAGAUGCCGCACGCGUCGAGGGGAAGCUCAACCUUGCUGCAAUGGGAAUGAAUGAAAUGCCCGAGGACGUGAUGCAAAUGUACAAGUAUGACUCCAAUGACACCGGUGUCGUCUGGAGCGAGGUUGUUGAUGUUACUAUUAUAAUUGCUGCCGACAAUGAGUUUCAGACUCUUCCUGAUCGAAUGUUCCCAGAUAUUGACAUUGAGUCCAUGACGGAAGCGGAUGAGGAUACCGCACCUCAAUUUGGCGCCCUACAGAACCUUGAUUUGCAUGGCAAUGUGCUUCAAGAGCUGCCGAUGGGAUUGAGGCAACUCACACAGCUCUCAAAGCUCAAUCUUUCAAGGAACAAACUUACACUCGAUGCAUUAAAUACUGUCUGCCAAAUCAGCUCCCUUCGCGAGCUGAAACUUGCUGAGAACGAAUUCAAUGGGUCACUGCCUUCUUGUAUUGGGGAUCUGGCUCAGCUCGAGGCUCUAGAACUUCAGGCGAAUAAGCUGACUAGUUUGCCUCCUGAAAUUCGCGCAUUGGUUCAUUUGCGCACGUUGAAUAUAUCGGGCAAUAAGAUCACAUCAUUGCCCAUGGAACUGUUCGAACACGUUCCCAUCAUCGAGCUCAUUGCGAGUAACAAUGCUUUUACUGGAGCGUUCUUCGAGAUCGAUUCAAUGCCUCAGCUACAAAACCUACAACUGGCCAACAAUUCAAUCACGGGUAUAUGCCAAUCCACGACUGUAACGUUACCGGACCUAAAAUAUCUGGAUCUGUCGGGAAACCGACUCUCUGCGCUUCCAGAUGUGUCGUCAUGGACGAGUCUAGUAACACUACUCAUUGGUGAAAACAAUGUGGCUACGCUUCCAGACAGUCUCUUCUCUCUCCAGAUGCUCCGUAACAUCGACUUAACAGCAAACAACAUCAGUAGGCUGGACGAAAGAAUCGCGCUCAUGGAAGGGUUGGAGAACAUCACCCUUGCCGCCAAUCCUUUGCGCGAACGUAAAUUUUUAACAAUGGCUACUGAGGACAUCAAGCGCGACUUGAUGUCCAAAAUUCAACCGGAAAAUGCAGACCAGUUGGCGGGCGUGGUCGGGACCACAGAGGAAAACCCUUCAGAUUCUGUCAAUGGGUGGAAGUUGACACCUUCUGGUACCUUUGACCUAUCUUUCCAGAACCUGUUGCAGUUGGAUGACGAGGCCAUUGCUUCGUUCGCCCAAGAAAAUAGUAUCCGCCAGCUAUACCUGGCCAGCAACUACCUUUCAUCGCUUCCUGUAAUCACGGCCCAGCUUUCCGCUCUCUCGGUGCUGGAUCUGUCCAAGAACAACAUCAGCAUUCCAUUGAGUGAGCCACUGGAAUUAAGUAAACUUCGGGAGCUUAAACUCCACGGGAACAAAUUGCACUCGCUCGACGCCGUAACGUCGCUGCUAUCAGCACCAAAACUACAGCACCUGGAUGUUUCCAACAACCGAAUCGCCGGGUCGCUCCCUCUUCUGCGCGAAUCGUUCCCUGAGCUUCUGUUCUUUCUCGCAGCGGACAAUGUUAUAACUGAAGUCUCUGCCGAGUCGCUGCACGGGCUGAAGUGCGUAGAUGUUAGUAACAACGAUAUUGGGCGUCUUGAGCCCAUGAUCGGACAGCUCUCGGGGACCCUGACGAGCUUGAAUGUAGAAGGGAACAGGUUUAGGGUUCCCAACUACGCUGUUCUGAAGAAGGGCACCGAUGCCAUAUUGGCUUGGUUACGCGACAAGAUACCGUCCCCCACGGAAGAUUUCUUCAGCCCAAGCGCACCAGGUAGCUCCAGCUCGGGCUACUAG